AGCCUCUUUGUAUUCGAUGGAUGCCACAUGAACGCACCUUUGGCGAUGCGUGUUCGAGCGGUUUGACUAUGACACUCCGUUUGCUGCACCACCUAUGAACGAAACCUCUCGGACCCGAUGCUAAAUUGGAGUUUAUCAUGCACCAGCGUGACCACUGACCAGCAAGGCAGCCAACUAUCAGUAUACGGCCAGAGGCCCUCCCGUGAAGAUCGUAUAACUCGUGUGCUAAGUCAUUACCCAUUGAGAGAUUUUACAGAUUUUACGAUGCAAAAAUGGCUUGGCUGCGGGAAAACGUCUUAUUGACUUGGGUUCCAUACGUCUGGCCCUACUUGAUGGUAACAGUCAUCCUGGGGUUGGUCGUUACCUGGUUCACCAAGAGAAUGCAAAAGGUGGCAAUGAUAGAGAAGAUCCCUGGUCCCGAUGCCCUGCCAAUCAUCGGAAAUGCUCUGGAAGUUAACGUCGAGCCUCGAGAGUUUUUCCAAAGUGCCAGGGGCAGCGCUUACAUAUGGAGUCAUCAAACUAACCUUGCAAAGUUUUGGAUAGGACCCUUUCCUAUGGUUGUUUUGUACAAGUGUUCAGCCGCAGAGGUGAUUCUGAGCAGCCAAAAACACCUGGACAAGAGUCGAGAUUACAACUUCCUGCACCCCUGGCUGGGAACGGGACUCCUUACUUCUACAGGUCAAAAAUGGCAUUCCAGGCGAAAGCUCCUAACACCAGCCUUCCACUUCAAAAUCCUGGAAGACUUCGUCGAGGUAUUUAACAAUCAGAGUGACGUCAUGAUCAAGAAGUUGGAAAAGAAAGCCGAUGGGAAACCUUUCGAUAUUUUCCCCUUCAUUACUCUCUGCACUUUGGAUAUUAUAUGUGAGACCGCAAUGGGCCGAUGCAUCAAUGCUCAAGGGAACAGCGAGUCUGAAUACGUGAGAGCUGUCUACAGAAUAGGCGCAUUAAUCCAGCAGCGUCAAGCGCGUCCCUGGUUGCAGCCAGACAUCCUCUACAAGCUUUCGGGAUACGCCAAGGAGUUCAACUCUUGCUUGAAGGUCCUUCACGACUUGUCCUACAGCUGCAUCAAGGAAAGAGGCGACGCUUAUCGCGAAAGGAAGAACAAAUCCGAGGAGGAGGAAAAGAGAGAAGAUGACGCUUUACUAGGCAAGAAACAACGCCUGGCCUUCCUGGACCUGCUUCUGGAAGCCUCCGAGAAAGACCCAACAAUCACCGACGAGGACAUCCGGGAGGAGGUGGACACUUUCAUGUUCGAGGGACACGACACGACUGCCGCAGCCAUCAACUGGUCGUUGUACCUCCUCGGGUGUCAUCCGGACAUCCAGGCUCGAGUAUACGAGGAAAUUGACUCCAUCUUCGGAGGAGACGACCGCCCCAUCACCAUGAAUGACCUCCGCGACCUGAAGUACACAGAAAAUUGCAUCAAGGAAGCUCUGAGGAUCUUCCCUUCCGUCCCCUUUAUUGGGAGGGAACUCAGGGAGGAGGCUGUCAUUGACAACUACCGUAUCCCCGUUGGAACCACGAUUCUGAUUAUCACCUUCAGGCUCCACCGUGACCCUGAACAAUUUCCGAACCCCGAGGUCUUCGACCCCGACCGCUUCCUGCCGGAAAACUGCCUCAACAGACAUCCUUACGCCUACGUUCCCUUCAGCGCCGGACCGAGAAACUGUAUUGGUCAAAAAUUUGCUUUGAUGGAGGAAAAGAUUGUCCUGACCACCAUCCUGAGGAAGUUCCGGGUUGAGAGCUGUACUCGGAGGGAGGACCUCAAACUCCUAGGAGAACUUAUCCUACGACCUGAAGAUGGAAACACAAUGAAACUGUUCCCAAGAAAAAUCUAAAUUAAAUGGAAAGGAAA
Molecule: messenger RNA, 1855 nt
Organism: Macrobrachium nipponense
Lineage: Eukaryota; Metazoa; Arthropoda; Malacostraca; Decapoda; Palaemonidae
Product: cytochrome P450 4c3-like
Exons: 12
Coding region: 273-1838 (521 amino acids)
Molecular function (GO): monooxygenase activity; oxidoreductase activity, acting on paired donors, with incorporation or reduction of molecular oxygen; heme binding
Source: RefSeq, a predicted model, not a curated record